CCCAGUCACGGAGCCAACUGUCAGUAAUGAAAAUUUAAGCAACUUUGGCAAACACAAAUAUGAAAUUAACCAUUUUGUUUAUCGUGAUGCAGUUGUUGACGCUGCAGGUUAUCCAAGGGAACGACCUUUGGCAGAAGCAGCAGGAGGAGAAGGUGGAGCGGCGUCAGGAGAUGGCUCUGUACCAAGAGGGGGAGCUCCAAGAGUUGGCUCAUCCAUUGCUGACACCAUGCAUGCGGCAAUGCGUUAAGGACAUGAUUCCAACCACAGAUCGGUCAGAGGAAUGCCAACGCUACGAGCGAGAGUUCGACUGUUCGCUUCACUGCGUGUUCAAAGUGCCGAUUUAUUGAGACAUAUCGUGACUGUCGACAAAGCGGAGGCAGCAGCAGGCGCAAAUAUUUGCCAUUUACCCGGAUCGUUGGGGUUGCUUUUUUUUUUGGCAAAAAGUGCAACAGCAGCGGCAGCGACAGCAUAUCCAUAUGCCAAAGGUCCUGGUAAGGAUCGAAGGCCAUUAAUCAUCGCCACAUGCGACGACGACGACGACGACGACGAGAGUGUAUGACCUUUGCGAUGACAUGUGAGUUAAUUAAUCUAACUGCCCAGACACAACGAAGGUCACCAGGCAUAGCAAUUAAACAUGGCAGCUGAUGAUGAAGGGAAUCCGAAUCCUCUCCACCGACACCACCGCCGCCUCCUUCCGCCAUUUACCUUGGCCAGACGCAUAAAUUUCAAUUUGCAAUGCCAUGAGCCCUGGAUGCCCCCCCAUCUAUGCAUUUAAAUUGAUGGCCGUUGUGUGCUGCUGCAUAUGCGAAAAGUUGUUCGCGCCACGCCCCAAUGCGCAAUUAGCGGACCGCGGCCCAUAAAUAAUUUCCACCGAAAGCCAGCGGGAAAUGGAAAACGUAAGGCGGAAAUGAUUGCCCAGAAGGGCGAAUAAACAGAUGAGCGUCCCUGGCAUUGGGCUUAAAUAUUCACAGCGCGACUAUAGUGUGUGACAAUUGAAUGGAAGUCGGUGAAAAUGCAGUUAAGAGGAGACAUCCAAUCCGCAGGAUUCAAAAUCCAUCACGUGACGUUAGCCGGCAUCACGUUCAGUCCUUGUACACGCGGCGUAUGCUUAAUAUAUUUUGGCUUUGAACAACUGAGCCAGAUCUGGGGAAAUUCUAUGAAUUUUAAGCAUUCCAUUUGCCUGGGAUAAAUCCGGCUUUCUAUAGUUUUGGGCUAAUAAAUCGCGGCGGCGGCUUUUGUCUGUG
Molecule: messenger RNA, 1244 nt
Organism: Drosophila kikkawai
Lineage: Eukaryota; Metazoa; Arthropoda; Insecta; Diptera; Drosophilidae
Source: RefSeq, a predicted model, not a curated record